CAGGGGUCGGUGCUGGGGCAGGGGAGAGUCCCCGGGGCCCCCCCCGCCCCCUGCAGCCCCCCCGUUGCAGGAAGGGUCAGGAUGGGUCCCGCCGCCUUCCUGGGGCUCUGCCUGCUGGGGAGCCUGGUGCUGCCCCCCUCCCUGCCGGGGGCUGAGGCCACCCGGUGUCCCCGGGGCUGGCUGUCCUUCGAGGGACACUGCUACGGCUACUUCGGGCAGCAGCUGAGCUGGAGGAGGGCUGAGGCGUGGUGCCAGGCCACCCGCGGGGGACACCUGGCGUCGCUGCGCAGCCCCGAGGAGCACCGGGCGCUCGCCGCCUUCCUGGCCCGGCGGCCGCGGCGGGGAGAGGACGACGAGGAGGGCGACAAGGACAGGGACAGGGACAGGGACAGGGACAGGGACAGGGACAGGGACAGGGACAGGGAGAAGGACGAGAGCGUCUGGAUCGGCCUGCACCGGCGGCGCCAGGGCUGGCUCUGGGCUGACGGUUCCCCGCGGCACUACUGGGCGUGGGAGGGGGACGAUGGCCCCAAGGGACAUCCCUGCAUCGCCCUGGAGGACUCGGCAGGGUUCAUGGCCUGGGAGGGCGAGGCCUGUGGGGAUCGCAAACCCUUCAUCUGCAAAUACCCGGCCUAGGGGGGCCCAGGGCUGCCCCCCGCCCCUGGGGCGUGACCCCACCCCGCAGCGACCCCAAACCCCAUCCCAGACCCCAAACCCCAUCCCCGCCCCCAAACCCCAUCCCAGACCCCAAACCCCAUCCCUGACCCCAAACCCCAUCCCUGCCCCCAAACCCCAUCCCAGACCCCAAACCCCAUCCCUGCCCCCAACCCAGACCCCAAACCCCAUCCCAGACCCCAAACCCCAUCCCCGCCCCCAAACCCUACCCCAGACCCCAAACCCCAUCCCAGACCCCAAUCCCUGCUGUGCUGCCCCCCAAAUCCCACCUGCUGCCACCCCAAUUCCACCUCCUUCCCCCCAAACCCCCAUCCCCGAUCCCAAACCCUUCUCCCAGUCCUGCCCCCACUGUGUCGCCCCCCAAAUCCCACAUCCCUGCCCCCCAUCCCAAACCCUGCCCCCCAAACCUCCUCCCCCAAACCCAGGGCCCCAAAACCCUGUCCUGCACCCCAACUCCCAUCCCCCAACCCCUGAACCACCCGCAGCCCCCCUCCUACACCAGGACCCCCCAAUAAAGUGAUGGAAGCACCGGGACCCCCCCGUGUCCCUUUGCUGUGUCUGCGCCCCACGGGUGA
This is a messenger RNA of Oenanthe melanoleuca, 1250 nucleotides long. Its product is annotated as dromaiocalcin-1-like. The transcript has 5 exons. The record is from RefSeq and is a predicted model, not a curated record. The coding region runs from base 82 to 636 and encodes 184 amino acids. Lineage: Eukaryota; Metazoa; Chordata; Aves; Passeriformes; Muscicapidae.